AUUGGCUCGAAGGGCUUCGAUCUCGGCGGUCCGCUGCUCAGAGCGUCCAGCUGAGAUGGUUCGCCAAGAGACGCCCGAGCCUCCUGAUUUCUUUCGCUUUGGGGCAUCCUUUACUUCCAGAUGGUUACUGCUCGUAUCUUCGGAUUCGGUCGGGGUUGUAGCAGCGGGUUCGGUGGAGUCGUUGCUAUCGGUACUGCCUUGGCGCUGUGCGCUCUGCUGCUCGUCGCCUUCACUGUCACUGUCCUGGAGAUAUUUCUGUGCAUCAAUGUCAGUUCUUGCAGUCAUGCUUCUUGACACCCUGGACAGUGGCAUCUCGCUUCGAGAUGGAAGCAUAUGUGAUCGAUGAAACAACUUACCGUGCCGGCGAAAGGUGAUGCGACAGUGUGUCGUGGAGGUGCGACAGGCUCCCUCGCGGUGCGACGAUCUCCUCUCGGCGUGUUGGACCGAUCAGGCGAUGCCGGAGAGUCGGAUCGGCGACGCGGCGGCGGGCUCGGACGGCGGAGACGUCGCGACCGUGGCAAUACUUGUUCGUCUUCGCUAUCGUCAAGGUACGCCAAUGGACCGGCGGCAAGAGCGACGGCCUCUCUCGGUGGUCGUGCAGCGGCAAGUGCGGCCUCACCAGAACCUCUCCGGCCUGCGCCAAGACUUACACGAGACUGGGCAAGUUUGUACGGCGCAGGACUUGGAAAGCGAUCAGGCCGAUUCUUCAAAUGCGCAGGGCGAUCGAGAAAUUCGUCUUCGCUAUCGCGCAAUGAAUCAACUUUGGCGACAGAUGACGCGACGCUUUUGCUUGGAGGCGAGAUGGGACUUGGCUUGGUCACGGGCAGCGGCUUGACGGUCUUGGUCUUGGUUCGGCGACGAUUGUCGUCACUGUCAUCUUCAAAUCCGGUAGCCCAGGGAUCUCGACCUUUGCGACGGCCGGUAUCCGCUCGUAAGCCUUUGAAUUGUUUUUGGAGAGCGUAUGUUGCCAUGAGUCAAAAAGAGGGAGUUGUACCCCGGAGACAAGGGUUAUUGCUCGCGAAGCGGGAGGCCGAUAGGACUGGAUAAGCAGCAAGAACAGCUUUGGGCGAUCAUGGACGGUGAGUGGGGAAGGCCUGGAACCUUGCGUUCCGGCGAAGCGGACGUCACUCGUUGGACCAGAGGAAGGAGAACGUUGCGACGGCGAGAAGUCCGAUAGUGAUAGAAUAAUUCCAAAGAUGCGGACAGUAGGCGAGUGAAAAUGGCUGUGACCAGACGACGAUGAUGAUGGCGACCUUGGGAUGAUGGAGAGAAGCGUUCCGGGAAUCUAAG
Messenger RNA from Dissoconium aciculare CBS 342.82, 1290 nucleotides. RefSeq lists its product as uncharacterized. Bases 343 to 1047 code for a protein of 234 amino acids. The record is from RefSeq and is a predicted model, not a curated record. Lineage: Eukaryota; Fungi; Ascomycota; Dothideomycetes; Mycosphaerellales; Dissoconiaceae. The transcript has a single exon.